AUGGACAGCAACAAGGCUGACCAGUAUGCAGACACAUUUCUCCAGGCUCUGGCGGACAGAAACCCUUCGUGGAUGACGUACGAGACUACCGACUUCGAGUCUGAAGAAGGUCGCGCUUUUCCCUACGUGGUUCUCAGCAGCAGCAGCGCCAAUUCCAGCGCCAACUCCGUCGGUGAUGGCAAGCUCAAGGUCUGGCUACAGGGUGGUGUCCACGGAAAUGAGCCUGCCGGGGACGAAUCAUUGCUUGCACUGCUGGGGAAGAUGGACGCGGAUCAAGAAUGGGCUGCGAGCAUCUUAGCGACACAAGACAUUGUGGUCCUGCCUCGAUACAACCCAGACGGAAUUUCUUACUUUCAAAGGACAAUGGCGACAAACUACGACCCGAAUCGCGAUCACAUCAAGCUCGCCCGUCAGCAGACGCGGGAUAUCAAAGCAUUCUUCAGCGAAUUUGGCCCACAUAUUGCAGUCGAUAUGCACGAGUAUGGUGCUGCGCCCAGAUAUGGCACAAACUACAGCAACGCUGCUGAUGGGAUGUACUCGGCUGCAAAGAAUCUCAACAUCCACCCGUCGAUCCGCAACAUCUCCGAGGAGCUCUUUGCUGUCAAUGUUGGCAGCGACCUCACGGCUGCCGGAUUGCGUGGUGAGCCAUACGUGACCAUCAGCUCAUCCUCCAACCCCAUCCGGCUUGUGGAAGCAGGCAGUGACGCGAAGAUUGGCCGCAACGGCAUGGGCCUCACACAAACCGUGACAUUCCUGUUCGAAACCCGAGGCAUUGCAAUUGCCAGCCAAGAGUUCAAGCGCCGCACCUACGCUGGGCUCACUAUGGUCUCAUCAGUCCUCCAGACGGCGGCUGACAACUUCGAUGAGGUCUACGCUACCCUGGAGAAUGGUAUACAGGACUUCAUCGACAGUGAGGAAGACAUUGUCGUCACAGACUACACGACGCUACAAGACCGGACGUGGACGAUGGUGGACCGCAACACAGGCGACGUCGUGCAGCUCCCCAUAGAGUUCGAGAACAACACCCCGGCCACCGCAAACCUCACGCGUUCUCGCCCAAAGGCCUACCUCAUCCCUCCUGCGUGGGCCGACCUUGCCGAGCGCCUGACGGUGUCGGGUCUUGAUGUCGAAAAGCUCACGGACGCUUAUGCUGGCACCGUGGAGGCUUACAACAUCACAUCAGCUUCGCUGUCACGAUCUUACUACGAGGGCGUGGUCCUCAGCUCUGUCACGGCUGAGCCUGUGGAGAAGACCGUCUCGCUUCCGCCGGGUAGCUUUCUGGUGAGGACGAAUCAGAGGAACGCGGGUGUUGCCUUCAACGCUUUGGAGCCGGAAAACAUCGACAGCUAUGUCAGCUUCAACAUCGUGCCGUUGGAGACGGGCGAUGAAUAUCCAGUAUAUAGGAUCCUGUGA
Molecule: messenger RNA, 1413 nt
Organism: Diaporthe citri
Lineage: Eukaryota; Fungi; Ascomycota; Sordariomycetes; Diaporthales; Diaporthaceae
Exons: 2
Coding region: 1-1413 (470 amino acids)
Biological process (GO): proteolysis
Molecular function (GO): zinc ion binding; metallocarboxypeptidase activity
Source: RefSeq, a predicted model, not a curated record